Molecule: messenger RNA, 564 nt
Organism: Prorocentrum cordatum
Lineage: Eukaryota; Dinophyceae; Prorocentrales; Prorocentraceae
Source: the annotation of a GenBank genome assembly
AACCCGCACGGCUACCUCGCUGGGGACGAGUACUACGUCAAAAGAGCGUAUGGCUGGCUCGCGGUGGUCUACGGCGUGCUGGCCCUCGUCUGGGCCGUCCUCAUGCUGCGGUGGUACACCGAGACGGCCGACAUCCACAAGGGCAUCUUCAUGGUGAUCGGCAUAGGCCUGGCCCAGAUGGCGGCGCUGUGGUGGUCGCUCUCCGACGCCAACGCCUCCGGCGUCCGCCCGGCCACCAUGGCCUGCAUCGCUGACGUCCUCUCGGUCGUGAAGGAAAUCGUGUCCUACGUGCUGCUCAUAGCGAUCUCCAAGGGCUGGGGCGUGAUGCAGGAGGAGCUCGCAGACUGCACCACGCGAUGCAGACUCCAUGUGGUGUCCAUGCUGUUCCUGCCGGCGCUCUACUUCGCACGCAGCGUCUUGACUUACAGGCACAGCCAAAGGUUCUCCGAGUCCCUCAUGUACGGCGGCGUGCUUGUGGUGGUCGUGGUGAACGCCAUCGUGCUCUUCUGGGUGUUCAGACACCUGAGCGAGACCACCGUCUUAACGAAACAGAGAAACAUGGAG